AUGAUUUACGUAGUUCCCGAUCUACUUGAAGAAAUUUUCCUUGGAUUGCCUUUAAAAUCAAUCCUCAGAUUCAAAACCGUCUCAAAACAAUGGAGAUCAAUCCUGGAAUCGAAGAGUUUCGCGGAGAGGCGUUUGAACGUUGAGAAGAAGGAGAAAAUUCUGGCUGUUGGAGACCGGACUGAGUUGGGAUUCGAAGGUGAGGAAGAGAUCCAGAUGGUCUAUUUACACUGCGAUAUUGACGCCACACGACCCUCUCUGACAUGUGAGGGUUUGGUGUGUAUCCCAGCACCAGGUUGGAUCAACGUUUUGAACCCAUCGACCAGACAACUCCGGAGAUUUCCUUGUAGCCCUAAUCAUCACGUGCCCUCUGAUCGUAUUCGUUUUCAGUUCAGAGACGAACUAUACCUCACUUCCUUUCCGGGGAAUUGGGAGAUGGGAUUUGGUAGAGACAAAUUUAAUGGUAGCUAUAAAGUGGUGAGGAUGUGUUUUAGUCCUGUGGAAAAAUGCGAGGUUCUUGAUGUUGAAACUGGGGAAUGGAGUGAACUGAAUCCACCUCCUAACGAUAUUGACGUGGGAAGGAAGUCAGUGUGUGUGAAUGGGUCAAUCUACUGGUUAAAAAAUGUUUAGCGUUUCGGAAUCCUAGCCUUGGAUCUUCACACACUAGAGUUCCACAAUGUUUCCGUUCCAUCUACGUGUUGCACCAUGAGUGCCCAGAUGGUGAACCUUGAUGACCGUCUAGCCAUAACUAAAACAAACGGUGCGCCAGAAUGGGAGCUAGAGAUACUGAGCCUGAUGGAUGUAGACAAAGAAAUAUGGAGCAAGACUUACUCCAUAACUUUAGCCAGUAUCAUUAUUAACCACCCAUGGGAGUCUAGUUGGUUCACGGUGUUGACGGUUUCUAAGCUAGGGAAUCUUGUCUUUUGUGACAAUCACAAGCGGUUGUUUAAAUAUAAUACCGAGACAAAUGAGAUUUGCUGUCUCUCCUCAGAUAUUUCUGUUAUAUCUCCUUAUCUCGAGGAUUUGGUACCACUUCGUUUGGACUCAGGACAUGAUCAUCGGGAUUACAAAAUCAGGACAUCUAGUUGCGGAUUGUUUUCGAAGCAUCCGGAGGCAGGGUUAUUCAAGGAGAUCAUCACUUUUCGGUUUGUGUUUGCCACUCUAGUUCUAGUUGGUUAUCAGUAUUAUAGAUCAUUAAAAUUCAAGUAGGUGGAUUCUUCUCUAUGUGUUUUACCCUCUUG
This is a messenger RNA of Arabidopsis thaliana (thale cress), 1238 nucleotides long. RefSeq names its product F-box and associated interaction domains-containing protein. Lineage: Eukaryota; Viridiplantae; Streptophyta; Magnoliopsida; Brassicales; Brassicaceae. Bases 1 to 627 code for a protein of 208 amino acids. The record is from RefSeq and is marked reviewed. The transcript has 2 exons.